Molecule: messenger RNA, 2688 nt
Organism: Rotaria sp. Silwood1
Lineage: Eukaryota; Metazoa; Rotifera; Eurotatoria; Philodinida; Philodinidae
Source: the annotation of a GenBank genome assembly
AUGUCUAAAUAUCCUGUUGUUAUAUCAACUGCUCAUUCCAAUUCGACUCGUUUUCGUCUUGUCGAACAGAUUCGAUUAAAUGAUGAAUUCGAUAGAUGGGAAUAUGAUCAUUUACGUGGUCUGUUUGAUUUAGAACUUGAACCUCAUGUUAGCAACACUCGAUUUCCAACUCGAUGGCAGUUAGCUAAUAAUGUAUCGAUCUACUGUCGCAUCAAAACAAUCAAUAACAAUGAACAAAAAACAUCAUCGUCACAUUUCAAUAGAUUACAUACGGACUCACUCGACACAUUUGUACAGAAUGUUUGUGCACAAGAGAACAAUAGUCGAAGCAAUGAUUGGUUAAAAGCACUCAGAGAUGCAGAUAUAGUUCAUUUUGAACAUUUGACCAGUCUAGAUAGAACAGAAUGGGAUAGAAUUCCAGGAUUGACCGUCAAUGCAAAGCGAAUAUUGAGAGCAGCAGCUGAUCGACAUCGAACAAGUACUGUUGGCGGACAACGUCAACAAAUUACAAAUAAUACUAAAGAUGAAAAUACAGAAGAGAUCGAAGCUCUUACUAUAUCAGAGAAUUUAGCAAUUUCCGAUUCUGAACUUUAUGCUAAUCUGCAUUUAAUUAAACUAUAUGUGUGGCAUAUAUUAUGUGAUCAACCAGAAGUAAAACGAUUUGGCAAUUUAGCUAAACUUGAAACAAAAUGUUUAGAUGAAGCAUUUAAAGAAAUGCAAUCUGAAGGUUUUGUCGACGAUGGUUUAUUUUCGAGAAUGAAAGAAUUUUUUCUUCCACUUACUAUCUCUCAACAAGAGUUGCAUUUACAUUGGUCAUCGGAUGGACAUAUUCAACGUGGUACUGGUAAAUCAGAUAUAUUGAGUAAAUUGGCAAAAAAGAUGGGUAUAGUAAUGAUAAGUCCACCAUUAGCAGCUGGUGAAUUGAAUCGACCACUUGUUGGAGAAAGUGAACGCAUAAUAAUUGCAUUAUGUUCACGUUGUGAUCAAAUACCUUAUGCUAUGUGUUGUGUAUCAAUUGAUGAAAUUGAUUCAUUAGCACCGAAACGUAAUCAAGAUUCGAGUGAAGGCAAAGUAGAUAAGAUCUCUGUGCUUUUAUCUCUGAUUGAAGGCAUCAAAGAUAUACCAAAUCUAAUGAUCUUAAGUGCUACUAAUCGUUUACAUAUGAUGGAUGAAGCAUUUUUACGUCGUAUGUCAGGCAAAUUUUUUGUUGGUCGUCCAUCAUCGAAUGCACGUCUUAGUAUCCUUCGAAAAAUACCUUUUUGGGCACUGGAACCAGAAGUACUCGAUCGACUUUCAAUUGCUACAACAAACUUUAGUGGAGCUGCUGUCAAAGCAUUGACUCGUGCAAUCACUGUUAAAUGUAUUAAAAUGAAAUUUUCGGAACCGAUGGCUGAAAUUGAAGCACUUCAACUAGCCGAUCUUAUAGCUCAACAAUAUCAAGUAUUUAUUGGUAGUGAAACAUUACCUCGUUUACUUUUACGUAAUCAACUUACUGAAACUAAUCAUCAUAUUCAUCAAUUACCACCAAGUUUGAAGUAUACAGGACGUAUGAUUGUUGACGUACAAAAUCAACGUAUACGUAUCGAAGUAAUUACAAAAAAAGCUAAUACAAACAAUAAUCAAUUAUCAAUUGUUGAACGUAAAUUAUAUCCAAAUGAAACUAAUAUUCAGACUUUACUUGAACGUUUAACAGCAUAUGGAAAGAGUCGUAAUGUUCAACUUCUUCAAUUAAUUGAUCUUAAUUUACUUGCUUCACAAGGUGCUUAUGAUGAAAGAAAAGUCUAUGAAACAUUAAAAGAUCGUUAUGAUGAAUGUGUUUCUUAUUCACGUUCAAUGAUUGUCUAUGAUCUAGAUGCAUUAGUCGGUAUAAAUAAAUCACAAUCAUAUUCGAAUAUAGGUCAAUCAAUUUCGUGUUCAGUACACAAUCAAAGUAUAUAUACAUAUGUACUUGCGCGAUUUCGUGAUCGAGCUAUGGAAAAUAUUCAAGAAGAUAAAAUUGAUAAUGUUGAACGAUGGGCAAUAGCUGUAAUUCGUGAACCAUUUCUUUUACGUCAAUUUGCUGAAGAGGCACAAUUUCCACGUACAUAUCAAGAACAAGAAGAAUUAGAAUUGGAAAGACGCAUGGCUGAAGAACUUAUCAAAUGUGUCAAAUGUAAAGAUUUUUAUACUGAAAAUGAAAAUCGUCUGGGUAGUUGCAUUCAUCAUGACGGUUUUGUCUAUGACAAUGCAACAACCGAUCUUACAAUAUAUGCUCCAAGUGAUGCAGCUAAGAUAUUAAAUAGACUUGAACAUAAGGCUCUCAAUGAUGCUAAUCAACGUAACGAAUAUGAACGGCAAAAAACAAGAUUCAAAUGGAUUUGUUGCGAUGAACCAUUUACAACUAUAUAUAAAGGUGGUUGUAAGAAAGGUAAACAUGGAUUUUUUCUCAAUGGAAAUGAGCCAUCAGGUCGACAAGUAACUAAUAAGAAAAUCAAUCGACGUGAACAGGCAACGAUUGAACAAUGGGAAGACUUUUGUUGUGCUAAUGAAGAAUAUGAUGUAAAAUGGCAGUCAUUAUUGAAUGAUAGAAUAUUUUCAAUUUCUCGAACAAAUAUUUAUCUACUUAAAGGAGAAUGUGAAUUCGAAAAUAUCGAUCUACUUGAAACUGGCUGCAACGUAAGUGAAGAUAAUUGGAUGAAGACUUUUUAA